Molecule: messenger RNA, 3258 nt
Organism: Fomitopsis serialis
Lineage: Eukaryota; Fungi; Basidiomycota; Agaricomycetes; Polyporales; Fomitopsidaceae
Product: Metalloenzyme, LuxS/M16 peptidase-like protein
Exons: 18
Coding region: 1-3117 (1038 amino acids)
Biological process (GO): peptide catabolic process
Cellular component (GO): cytosol; mitochondrion
Molecular function (GO): metalloendopeptidase activity; metal ion binding
Source: RefSeq, a predicted model, not a curated record
AUGCCCCCGCACAAGCCGCUCAUCCCCGAGUGGGAGCGCAUCGCCAGCACCGCGUCCAAGCCCUACUACAUGUUUACCAUGCCCAUCCACAAGUCUCGCAACGACGACCGCGACUACAGAGUCAUCCAGCUCGACAAUGGACUUCAGGCGAUGCUGGAUGUCUCGGUCGGCCAUCUCUAUGACCCGGAUGAUAUGCCCGGUCUAGCGCAUUUCUGCGAGCAUCUGCUCUUCAUGGGUACGGAGUUGUAUCCAAGAGAGAACGAGUACUCUGAGUAUCUCGCCAAAAACAACGGAAACUCUAACGCAUUCACCGGCACCUCCAACACAAAUUACUACUUCAGUGUCGCGACCGAUGCACUUCCGGGCGCCCUCGCGCGCUUCGCUGCCUUCUUCCACUACUCCGAGCACAAGAAGAACCACCAGUCGGACAUGUGGCGAAUCUUCCAGCUUAAUAAACAUCUUAGCAAGCCUGGACACCCUUGGAGCAAAUUUGGUAGCGGAAACCGCGACAGCCUGUCCAAGGUUGGUAGGGAGUUGAAAGCGACGGGCCUCCUCGCGCCCUCCACGCCUUCAGCGCCCAAGUCCGCUGACGGUAGUCUUGCUACCACUCCCACCUCUUCUCGCAUGGAUGGCGACGGAGGGAGCGUCGGCCGGGAGACGCGCCGCAGGCUCGUCGAGUGGUGGAGCAAGGAGUACUGCGCCGGACGCAUGCGACUCUGCGUGAUCGGGAAAGAAUCACUGGACGAGCUCUCGAGCAUGAGUCUGGUGUCGGUCCAAACCAUUAUGACUUUCCACGCGGUGGAGGUGUCGUUCCCGCUUCCUUGGCUAGCAUCUCAGUGGCGCCACGAGCCUGGAAACUUCCUCAGUCACUUCCUGGGACACGAAGGUCCGGGGUCGCUCCACUCACACCUAAAGAACAAGGGCUGGAUCACCGCGCUGAGCGCGGGACCGCAGAACCUCGCUCGGGGCUUCGCCAUGAUCAAGAUCACGCUGAACAUGACCAAGCUAGGCUUUGAGAACUACCGGGAAGUCACGCUCACGAUCUUCAAGUACCUCAACAUGCUCCGGGCAUCCAAGUUCCCGGCGUGGUACCAACGCGAGAUGAGCCUCCUCAAGGCUACUCGUUUCCGAUUCGCGGAAAAGCGCCGUCCGGAUGAUUACGCCGUGUGGGUGACUGAACACCUCUCGUGGCCCGUCCCCCGCGAGCUCGUGCUCAGCGCUCCGCAGCUCGUCUGGGAGUGGGACGAGAGCGACCCUGUCAACGGCGGCGAGAGCGAGAUGCGCCAAGUGCUCGACAGCCUGACGGUCGACUACGGCCGCGUCGUCCUGAUGGCGCAGAAGGACGUGCACGAGCGUGUCCGUGGUGUGAGCGAGUGGGAGUCCGAGCCAUGGUAUGGUACCCAGUACCACUUCAUCGCGCAGGCACAAGCGCCGAACGACAUCCCCGAGCUCUUCCUCCCUGGCCGAAUGACCUCUCAAGCGUCCGCUUCUCAUCCGCGACACCCCUCGCACGAGCCUGUGGCAAAGAAGGACGACACCUUCUGGGUUCCCAAGGCCCACGUCCUCAUUGAUAUCAGAACGUACGCACCCUCCGUCGACCCUGCGAAUUGCACCCGCUCACUUUUUCUCAGGCUGUUCUCCGAUCUCGUCAACGACACUCUCACGGAGUUCGCGUACGAUGCGGAUCUCGCGGGAUUGAGCUACAACUUCUCCGCGCAGAUGCUAGGCGUUUCCGUGGUGUUGUCUGGAUACAACGAUAAGCUCCACGUCCUCGCUCGCGACGUCUUCGAGCGCGUGCGAAACGUCCAGCUCCGCGCUGACAGGCUGGAAGUCAUGAAGGACCAGGCCAAGCGCGACUAUGAGAACUUCUACAUGGGGCCGCCUUUCCGCGUCUCCGACUACUACGGUCGCCACCUUCUCACCGAACAGCAAUGGAUCCUUGCGGAGAAGCUCGCUGAAGUCUCUUCGAUCACGAUCGAGGAGAUUGAGACGCAUGCCGCUCGCCUGUUGUCCAGGGCUCACUCGCGGAUGCUGGUCGUUGGCAACAUGGGUCGAGACGAUGCUGUUCAAUUGGCGGAGACGAUGGAGAACGUGCUCGACUUCUCUCCCAUGGAUCCGGCUGCCAUGGUGGACACAGCGCUCAUUCCAGCGGACGGUUCGAACCAUGUUUGGAAGACGGUCGUCCCCAACCCAAACGAGCCUAACUCGUCAUUGGCAUACUAUAUGCACAUCGGCUCGUACCUGGACCCGCGCUUGCGGGUCACGUCUGCGCUGCUCACCCAGAUCCUUUCGGAGCCUGCAUUCAACGUCCUCCGCACACGCGAACAGCUGGGCUAUAUCGUCUCGCUCUCCCAGAUGAUUUCUCCGGGCGAAUCGAACAUCGGCAUCCGGAUCGUCAUCCAGAGCGAACGCGGCCCGGUGUAUCUCGAGGAGCGUGUCGAAGCCUUCCUCGAGGAAAUGAAGGAUAAACUCGAGGAGAUGCCGGCCGCCGAGUUCAAAGAGCAGCAGGCCGGACUCGAGCGCAGAUGGAGAGAGGCGGCAAAGAACCUCGGGGAAGAGACCAACCGUUACUGGACGCAAGUCGACUCUGGCUACCUGGACUUCCUCAGGCGUGACCAUGAUGCGAGUCUCGUGAAGAGCGUCACGAAGGCGGAUGUCAUCGCGCUCUUCAUGGACCGGGUUCACCCCUCUUCCUCUGCUCGGGCCAAGGUCUCGGUGCAUCUACACUCGCAGAAGCCUCGCCCGAAGAAGAUCAGUCUCGGUGCGAUGGAAGCGUUUGAGGCCCUACUCCUCGACAGGGGCAUUGCUAUCGAUACCCAGAGGUGGAGGGAGGAGCUCACCGGCGAGGGCGAGCCGCUCCUUGCACAGUUCGGGAAGUACUGGCAGGACACACUGUCUUCGCUGUCUCCUCUGGUCUCUCCGGAGAUCGCACAGGAGCUCAUGGCAGCUCUGCCUGCGAUCAUGGAGAACAAUCCUGCAGAUGCCGACUACGAAGGGACCCUCAAGGACGGUGUGAACUUCGUCGAUGAUCCGAAGGCAUUCAAGGCAUCCUUAAGGAGGGCGGACCCUCCGAGGCCUCUGGUCAACUGGGACGACCUGCCGCAGUCCAGGUUCUGAUUAUCUAUACUGAUUUUUGCAUGCUUCAUGUGUAUAUCGUAGUGUUGUCUCGUCGGAACAUUCGUAAGUAGCAGGAUACAAAGUACCGUAGAUAGUAAUGUAGAGUCUCGUAAUUAGCUACUAACCCACAAACCACAAUCA